Fusarium keratoplasticum is the source of this 486-nucleotide messenger RNA. RefSeq lists its product as uncharacterized. The record is from RefSeq and is a predicted model, not a curated record. The coding region runs from base 1 to 486 and encodes 161 amino acids. Lineage: Eukaryota; Fungi; Ascomycota; Sordariomycetes; Hypocreales; Nectriaceae. The transcript has a single exon.
AUGGCUACCCUCAAUACUGUGGUACCCGCUCUUCCUGUCCUCCUGGGCCUAACUGGUGUUGGGGUGGGCAUCUACAGCUUCGUUUCGCCCACCAACGCCAUCCGCAUGUUUGGACUGCGCGCCCCUUCACCAAGCGAUAAGAAUCUCCCUUCACCACAUGCCGAAGCCUUCCAAAGAUCCGCUAUAUACACCUAUGGCAUCCGCAACAUCGGCGUGGGCCUUGCCAACCUCGGCAUCUUUGCGUUCUGGAAGCUGUCUCCGGUGUGUCAGACCAACCCGGCCGCGUCGGAUGCUGUGAGACAAUGUCUGGGAAUUUGCCUCAUUUUGGGCACAACUGUUGGACUGGGUGAUGCUUGGAUUAUUCGACAAUUCGCCAAGGAUGAAGGGGUCCAAGGGGAGGCCAAGACUGAGGCAGCCAAGGCUAGUGUUAGCCACGCUGUCACGGCAGCCGUCAUCUUGGCGACAGGCAUCUUCUUGGUUCUGUAA